Molecule: messenger RNA, 5664 nt
Organism: Phytomonas sp. Hart1
Lineage: Eukaryota; Euglenozoa; Kinetoplastea; Trypanosomatida; Trypanosomatidae
Source: the annotation of a GenBank genome assembly
AUGACUUAUGUAGCUAAAAAGAAGCCCAUACCUGUGCGUAAUCCAGACAGUGCAGAGUGCAUCUCCACAAUAAAAUCCUAUAAUGCAAGCAGUUCUCAUUUUAUCCUUCCUUCCGAUAGUCCCAACACUAAGCAUGGAAACAAAUCUUUUUUGAGCUCUAUCGUGAACAAGGGGGGAGUUAAGGAUGCUAUAAAACCUCACACUGCAUCCGUAUCAACCAAGCUUAACACUUUAUUAACACGAAACAGUAGAGUCAGCUCGCCUUUUAGCAGAAAUAGUAGUACAUUGAAGCGGCGUAGAAGCAAGAAAUCAAACACUACAGCCAUUUCAAAACUUCCUGAAGGACUUUCGGCAUUGCGAGUAUUACGCACCCUUUUUCUCCCUGUCGUUUUGAAAAAAGUCUUACGCCAAAGACGAAUAAAAAAAUGGAAAGGUGUUUACCCACCCCGUAACUACACAAACGACUCUGUCGUCUCCGCCUUGUGCACGUCAAAUGCGACGUUGCUACAGUUUCCGCUGGAAAUGAUCCAGCUCCUCGCUCGGGAGGCCACUUUUAUCUACCUACUACCAAACGAACCUUUAGUUUACUUUAACGAGUCUCAUCUCUCGUGCGGGAUUGUUGUUAUUCUUUACGGGCAUUUAGUGGAGCGGCGGCCUGAUAAGGGUGGCCCGGGAGCCCAACUAAGCGAACGUGAUGCCGUAGCGUGGCCUGUUUCUUCUCAAUAUGUGCGCAUGUGUAACGUACACGAUGUUUUGUGCAUGGUACCUGUUCUCUGUGAAGACCGUUCACGGUCUAGUUUUUCGUGUGGCCCUGGUGAAACAACCGAUGUGGCCGUUAUUUCGUCUCGUUGGUUUUGGAAAGUCUUCAUGCACUUUGUUGUGGAGUCACCGCAGUCUGAGAAGCUCUUGGAGGGUUUUCGCGAGCACGUCGUACCGCUCCGGCGAGACAUACUCCUCACAAGCUAUUAUCCCAGCCCGGUUCUUUUUCAGCGAUCUUGGAUAGGAACACACUUGAGCUUGAAGGAUCGCCUCAAGCUUUGUUCCACAAUGGAAGUCAUGGUACUUGGCGCUGGCGACAUCCUCUUUAACGCGGGAGAUAGCUGUAAAUAUAUCUAUUUUAUGCGAAGGGGUACCUUAACAAUAGUGGUGAACGAUCAACCCUUGACCAGCUUUGGCCCCGGUGUAGCCUUUGGCGAGGAAAGUGCACUUUUCGGGGACACGUGGAACUGCACGGCAGUUGUUAGCACCGUGUGUGAGCUGUACACGCUUUCACUCAGGGCUCUACACCAUCGCCUUGAAAAAAAACCCACACUCGCCAAUGCCCUCAUCAAUGGAGCUCUAAGACGCCGCAAGGUGUGGAUGGAGGAGGGACGCAACCGAAGCCUCGGUGGGUUAGUUCACCUCCUGGGCAGGGUCCCAUGCCUAAGUCAUACCACCGACGCGAUGCGUAGGGCGAUCGCGCACAAGGCGGAGAUCAUGGUGGUGCCGGCUGGCUUCGAAUUCGCGCGGAGGAACCUCCCUUGCGAGUGUCUUUACGUCAUUGGUAAGGGGUUCGUUCGAAUGGCAAGGCUUCCAGACUUGGUUUCGAAGCACCAGGCGUCGGUAGCGGCCGUUGACGAGGUCCGUGGCGUGGGGAGCUUUUUUGGGGAACUCUGCCUGAGGCCCCACUGUUGGCCAACAGACAUCAUCAGCGAAACCUUGGUGGAUGUCUGGGUGCUAAGACGCGAGACCAUUCUUGAAAUUCUUUUCCAAGCAAAGGCCGACGCGCAAGCGGAGGUUGUGUGCCGCCAGGGCAUUGACCUCUACCGUGCGCAGUUCGGUGAGCACAGCAUUCUGGAAGUGUACGACAACAUGUUCAAGACAUCAGAUAGUUUUCCGAGGCAGCAAACACGCUUAGAUCUUUACGCUUCUUCAAAACUGUCUCAAAGUCUGGCAACUUGUAAAGUUACCCAUCGGUCUUCCUUGCAUUCCCUUGAUGAUCAAGCGCAAACGAUUCUUGAGGGGUUCGAUUGGAUAGACUAUGCUCGACAGAAUCGUCAGAAGGUUGUUGAUGGCACUGGAUUUCCAGCGAGUGAAGGUAUUCAUUUACCUUAUCGUGGAAAAGUGUCGUGGAUGCUUGCGGUAGAAAAAGCUUUGAACACCAAGGCAUUAUCACUCAUUUCGGUGCCGCCUGAUUUGCCCCCAAGCUCCGCGGACUGUGACUUUCCUGGUGAGGUUGAUGAGCUUCAGGCUGUUGUAGUCGAACAGCUUUUGUUAUCCCCUUCUGAAGACCACGAGCAGUUUCUUUGUCAGCUCAACAACAGCAACGUCAUGCUCGUGACCGAUAUAGUCCCUCCAAACGAUAGCUUCGAUACCUCGAGCAAUAUUGAGGACGCCACGAGUGCUGAAAGGGCAGACGCUCUUCUGUCUCGUGACGAGUUACCGAAGGAGGUGGUAGGCCCCACUGGUGAUGCUUAUGUUUUUGAUAUAGAUACUCUAAAGGAACCGGAACAUUUAGACUGGAGUCAGUCUUCCAUAGUGGAGGUUGACGCCACAAAUAAUCGACCGCUACCUUUAAAUCAAGACAUGUGCGCUAACCUGGAAUGGAAUAACUCCGAGAGCGCUCAACAUGAUGCCUUUUCACACACACUAAAACAGUUCUUGGCGUUGGAGGGCAGAAAGUCCUUACCGCUUUCGACGCUUCAACCACACCAUGCAUCUUCUGGUCGCAGCUAUAAAGCGCGUUCAGAAUCUUGCUUGCUUUUUUCAACAUCUAAGGGUGGUCCCACCAUUACCAUUGGGAAUACCCUUUCAGCUCUUGAACAUGUCCAAGGCGAUCCAAUUGCCGACAUUGGUCUCUCUCCACGCCGUCGCGCGGUGAAAAGCGCCUCCGGAUCACGAGUGGGAAGCGCCAUGACCAUUGUGAGGUCAGCCAAGGUGGAUCAUGUCCAAUACAGUACGCAUUGUACCGAUAGAUCGAGUUCUAUUCUUGACCGUUUAGUAAAAAUCAAGGGUCAGAACUACUUUAACACUCUUGUAAAGGUGAUUCCGAUGCCUCAGGAUGAGUUUUGGAUCCCUGAGGAGUCGGAUGGCGCCCCUAGUCAGUUCUUCGACAAAAUUCCUUUCGUCCUGGUACUCAUGCACAUCCUCGGAUGCAAUGAUCUCGAUCCCGCGGUUACGAGCUCAUGUGUGGAAUCCUUCGUGAAGGUCAGUGUGGGUGAGCGCGUGCUCCUGCGCACGACCUCGCUAAAAGAUCCUGUGCGCCCCACCUGGCCCGUUGAGUCCUCCACCUUUAUUUCUCUUCUAAAACCAAAGUCGGUGGUACGUUUUGAGUUGUGUGAUCGACAACAGGAGAACGAGGUGUUGUACGCCAGCUCUCUCCCGAUGUCCUCGACGCAUGAGCGUGGUGGGGUUGGGAAGUGCGUGAUGCGUUUGACGUCCUUGUCUUCCGCGGCGGCGGAGGCCUCAGGCAAAACCCCCGACAACCGCCUCGGUCCCUACAUGACGGUGGUGAUGAUCGUCGUGGCGAGCGCCAAAAGUUCCCAAUACGCCUCGACAAUGCCCCUUCAACGCAGCGUAAUUUGUAGCCCUGCUCCUGCCCAAGAAAGCCCCCCGAGCACGGCGUCGCUGCUGGUGAUGGGGGUGCGCGGCCUCAAACAUCGCCUUUGGGCCCGCAUCACGGUCACCCUCCGGCAGGACGGCGCCCCGGUCGAAUUACUAAAAACCCCUCCCGCCGCGUCUAAAACACGCACCCCCUCCUGGCGACCUCAAGAGGUCUUUGUAAACGUUCAACUCAGAGGAAUCAUGGAGUUUAAUCUCUACCACAAAGACACCGUGAUCGCGUCAUCUGAGCUGACGGCGGACGAGUUGGCCUUUGGUGGUGUUGGUCUACGCCGUCUCUUCCUUAUCGCCAUAGGGGAAAGGCGCAAGGUGGUGGGUGAGCUCCUCGUGUACGUUCUUAGCUGUCUCCUCUCCACACCUCUUGAGAAUCAAAUCUCGGAAAAGAUAUUGUUCUUACAUGCCCAGAAGGUGUCGAUUAACAAGGUGUACAUGCCAGCUUAUUCGGAAGAGAGGAUGAAUUGGGUCUUUAAUGGCGAGCCGGAUCCCUUUGUGGUAAUUAGGAACAAUGAUGGGAAAGUUGUGCUCCGCACGCCAUUGGUUUUUUCGUCCUUGAAGGCUUCCUGGAGAGCCGAGGAUGCGUCAUGCCUCUUGCCUUUCCCUGACCUUCGUGGAUUGAAAGCCCGUUAUCAGCUGGAACUUUAUGAUAACGAGGAAGCAAGCACACAACUUAUUGACCACGUUGUGUUUGCCGUCGGCCGCGACGGGUUAGAUACAAACGGCUUAUUUGACAUUGCGCUUCAUCGAAUGCGCGCCACCAUGAGGCUCAGCGCGUCUGUUUUGUCUGUGAAAAAUAUUCAUACUCCAACCCACAUCAAUGUCCCGCGUGCGCAGUAUUUUAUUCAGGAUCCGCUCUUAGUGCUGCUCCACGUGGUCCGCUUUCAUGACGACGCGACGCUCAGCGCCUCUGCAGGAUUGACGGCGACCUGGGCGAAUGCCUUGUGGAGGAAAAUGCAGUCUGAUGUGGUGAUACGUCUCAGUGUCUGCGGUGAGGAGGUCCUGCGGACCCCGCAUGGAAGUUUCCGCGGGCAAUGGCCAAUUCACGCUGGUAGUGUCGUUCUACGUCUUGACGCGGGGGUUCUUCACUCUGAUCGCAUGGUGGUCUUUGAAAUUUUUGAAGGCCUUGUCAGCGAGGCGGAGAAGAUAGGGGAGGUUCAGGUACCGUUGCGUGAAUUCUGCGCGAGCGGGUGUCGCUUCCUUAGCGUGUUUUCCAGCAAACCUGAAACGGUCUACCUAUCGACUCAUUGCAUCGGGAAGCUGGAAAUUGAGUUUUUCUGCGGUGUGAUCGGAUCUCAAGUAUUUACCCACGACACCCUCUUCAAACGCCUCGAAUCAUUUCAAACAGAAGAAUACGAUACCGAUGAGAACUUUGAGGCUGAAGGUUCUGCAUCCGCCAUAUUGAAUAGGGAGUACCCAAGCCAAAAUUUCUUCAUGCAUGCACGCGUGCGCUUUCAAUUGAUAAGUUUGUCCAACUUUUCGAUUGGGACCAACCUCCCCGAUGAGGAUGCGCGGUUUGUAGUGAAGGUGACUCUAAAAGAUGGAAAUAAAAACAUGUUAUUACAUUCUAAAGCCGUACCAAUCCUAGCUGAAUCGAGUAAAAGUGGACACAAUGGACUGAGUGCGGUUUGGGAGGCUGAUGACGAUUCAACUGUUGAACUAAACAUUGAAGAGUUACAAUCGCAGAUGAUACUAGUGUCUGUUAACUGCGAUACGUGCGGUGGCUCUUCAGAAAUCCAAACCUCUCCGGUGACUAAGGAAGAAAUCCAUGCUGACUUCGAUAAAGGACCUAAUCACCAUGUACUUUUCGGGCGCAUUCCCUUGAAAACGUUAGCAAGCGCAGCGAUUGAUUGCGUCCAGGUUGAUACUAUUAUGUUGACCGAAACAAUGCACCUCUCAAAGAUAGCACCUAGUCCCAAAGAGAUCCAAGAGGGUAAUAUUUCUGGCAACACAACCGAUCGAACGAAUGCCAAGCCAUACCUUUCGUUUGCUAUUAUUCCUAUGACUUCGCCGUUAAGUAGUGAUCCCAGUUCUAAGCUGUUUUCAAGCGGGAUUUUUACACAUGCCUAA